GCUAGCCUGGAGCUCGCGACGGCGUCUUGCAUUCGCAUUCACUCGCAAGCACUUCGUUAACAAGGCACCGGGCGCAGCGCCCAAGCGCGGGAAAACGCAUCCGGCUCAGCCCUAGCUCCACAAUCAAAGCGCCUGCUAUGCCGAUUAUGCAGAAUCUCUUGCAUUAGCGCAUCAGGGCUGCUGGGCGCAUGGCUGGGCUGGAGCAAGUCCGCGCUGCGGGCUCAAAGCGCCUGUGUACGCUUUCAGCUCUCUUCCAGCGCUUUUUAUGCACAGAAUUCAGCUUUUGCCUUUGCACCCGCUUUGCAGCAACCGCAGCGCAGGCGCGGCCACGGCACUACUUGCAGGCGCGCUACUGGGUGCGCUUGGCUCCAAGCGCUGUCACUUAAGGCUGGCUUAGCAAAUUAAGGUAUUCAUAUGGAGCAGCUUUCCAGGGCAUUCCGCGCGGGUCAACCCACGGUCAAGCGGGAUGGGGCUUCUUUUCGUUUGGGGGCCAUUCUUUACUUGGGCCACGCGCGGCGUUCUAUAGCAAAAGCUUUCAGUGAGCUCAUACGCGCACACACAUACAUACAACUAGCUUUCCUCUCAAGCCCCAGAGCCUCGCCUAGCUAACUAUUUCCGACUUGCGUCUUCUUCCUCGCUUUUCCUAUCAAAGGCCCUCAACUUGCAGCAUCGGCUCACUGUGACGCUUGUUGCUUGUGGCGACACGCAUCGAGUGCGUGGGCGGCACUGCAAGAGGCGCACACGCUUCCGACGGACGGAAACGCGCUCCUGGCCUCUCCCGUUCUGUAUGCGGCGGCAAGAGCAGCCUAGCGGCAUGGAUUGCGACCUGCUGGAGCUGCAGCAGCACACUUUGCGAGCGAGGCUGCCCAAGGCCAAGGAGCGGCACAUAGGCCACAGCAGCAACAUGCAGGACUGCAACAACCAGAAGUCCAGCGCCCGCAGUCUCCUGUCCAAGGGCGGCGAGCACAAGGCCGCGGCCAAACCCAAACCGACCGGCGGUUUCCGCGCCAAGCUUCUGGCGGCGAAGCGCCGUGCCGCCUUUGGCGGUGGCGCCUCGACCACGGCUAAGGCUGGCCAUGUGCCCGCGCCCUCUCCUAGCAGCGGCGGCAGCGGGUCUGACGCGGCCGCCGGCAGCGGUGGGGUCUCCAACGGCUCAUCAUCGCGCCAGGCGCCCUCGACCAACACCAACACCAACAACAACACGGGCAGCAACAAGACUGCUGGUGGCACCAACGCGACCGCCUCGGUCAAGAGUGGCUUCCAAGUCCUCUAUUGCCCAUCCUCCUCCUCCUCCACCAGCACCAGCCCCGCGCUGCCUGCCGCAUCCACCACACUACCCACCUCCUGCGUGCCCGGUAUUAAGCCUGCACCCCAGUCCCACGCCGCCGAAUCCACUGUCGCUGCUGCUACGACUGCUGGCUCAUCAGGAGCCCGCCGCAUGGAGGGCCGCUGCCGCCCCUACCGGCCGCCCAUGCGGGUGCAGGGCGACGAGGGCGGCAAGGCGGCCACCGCUGGCACUGGCCCUGGCAGCAGCAGCAGUGGCUCGGGCCUGAUGCUCCGCAGCUUGGUAGGGUGCCUGCUGCCCCACCUCGCCACUGCCGCCAUCCAGAAGGCAGCGCACGUCGCGGCCGCCGUCGCCCGCCGGGUGAUGGCACCCGUCGCCGCCGCCGCCGCCGCCGUGCCCGGCCGAAUUGUGGCACCUGUCGCCGCCGCCGCCGCCGUGCCAUGCCGGAUGGUGGCACCCGUUGCCACUGCCGCCGCCGUGCCAUGCCGGAUGGUGGCACCCGUCGCCGCCGCUGCCGCCGACGCCGGCGCGCUGGCACCCAAGCUUGUGACCUUCCGGCCUCCGCCGCCGCCCAUCAUGCUAGUGCACCAGCACCAGCACCAGCACCAGCAGGCGGGGCCGCGGUACGUGGCGUGGCCGGCGGUGCAACUGAUGAUGGGGCCGCCUGUGGUUCAGGCUACCGCUGGCGCCGCGGCCGUGGCGGCGCCGCGGCUGCUCGUGGGGGCUCCGGUCAAGCUCCUGAUGGCGACUCAGCUGCUUGAGCAGCAGCAGCACAUCCAGCUGGCCAACCGCGUGGCUUGCGUGCCGUACCCGCACCCGUACCCGGCGGUGCAGCCGCAGCCGGUCCUGGUGCACGGCGGCAUGCCGGCUCCGCGCCAGCCGCACGCACCAGCAGCAAGACCAAAGCCUGCAGAUGCGGAGGCAGCGGCUGCAGCAGGCGAAGCAGAUGUGGCAAGCGCAGAGGAAGAAGGUGGAGGAGGCGGAGGCCCGGCAGCAGCGGAUCCAGGAGGCCAUUGAGGAGGAGGAGGACAUUGUUGUCGCCAACGUGCGCGAGCUCAUGCAGCGCUGCACCAGCGGCGCCUCCAAGGUGGGCGGGUGGCUUGUACGUUGUGGGUUUAGUGCGUGCGUGGGUGGGUGGCCUCGCGGUGGUUUUGAACACGGGAGCGAGAUAGAUGCGGGAUACCGUACCCACCCGCGGGGUUUAGGAAGUUCAUGGGGCAGCUGAGUGUGUGUGUACGCUAACCCAGCUCUA
Molecule: messenger RNA, 2537 nt
Organism: Chlamydomonas reinhardtii
Lineage: Eukaryota; Viridiplantae; Chlorophyta; Chlorophyceae; Chlamydomonadales; Chlamydomonadaceae
Exons: 4
Coding region: 788-2302 (504 amino acids)
Source: RefSeq, a predicted model, not a curated record